UUUGGACCCCUCUAAUCAGGUGGGGAUUUCGCUUGCUAAUCAACCUAAUCACAAUAGACAGCACGUGGCAGACCGAGAAGCUCAAGCCAAAAGGAGGUUUUCUUCACAUCUCUUGAACUCCAAGUACCCCUACAUACAACAGUGCAAGUAUGACUACAGCUAUGCCAUUGAACCCCAAGCCGUAUCUGAACGGCCUGACCGGAAAGCCUGUCAUUGUGAAACUGAAAUGGGGAAUGGAGUACAAAGGCUACCUGGUCUCCACUGACAACUACAUGAAUGUGCAGCUUGCAAACACUGAAGAAUUUAUCGAUGGUCAACUGAGUGGAAACCUGGGUGAAGUACUAAUAAGAUGCAAUAACAUACUGUACGUCCGAGGCAUUGACGAGGAGGAAGAAGGAGAAAUGAAAGAAUGAUUAUUGACUGUGUAAAACUACUGGCCAUGUAUGUUUAAUAGUUUGCCCGUCACAUGCAUCACAUUUCUGUUCUAUUUUCUCUUUGCUUCAUCUAUCCAUUGUGCAUUUAUAUACAAAAAUUGACUAGCCACUGCAAAAAUGAGUUGAUGUUGAAAA
This is a messenger RNA of Halichondria panicea, 569 nucleotides long. Its product is annotated as small nuclear ribonucleoprotein F-like. The transcript has 4 exons. The record is from RefSeq and is a predicted model, not a curated record. Gene Ontology annotation, molecular function: RNA binding. Gene Ontology annotation, biological process: spliceosomal snRNP assembly; mRNA splicing, via spliceosome. Lineage: Eukaryota; Metazoa; Porifera; Demospongiae; Suberitida; Halichondriidae. Gene Ontology annotation, cellular component: catalytic step 2 spliceosome; pICln-Sm protein complex; U1 snRNP. Bases 150 to 413 code for a protein of 87 amino acids.